AUGUCGGCGGAGGGCCGCGCCGAGCAUCCGGCCGAAUCGAACCCGCGCAAGGUCGACGAACUGUCUCUGGCGCCUGGUGAGACUGAGGGAGAAAACGUUGAAGGCAUUCCGCCUGCGAAGGGCUCCCCACUCCCAAUUCGAGAUGGAAUGGGCACAGAUGGUAACCAGGAGGUCGAGGCGCUGAGGGAAGAUAUCAGCACUGCUGUCAGCACACCAACAACAGAUGUGCCCUUGCUGCUUCGCAGCGUCUCUCCUGACUCUGCAACCCUCAAGUCUGCUUGCAAGGUGGCCCAGGUGCCCCCCUCACAGUCAUCGUUAUACCCAGAGGAAAUGUUGACCACUCAUUCCGUGGCAACCCAGCCCAUGGUGGCAUACUCAGAUGCCAAAGCUUGCUCGCUUGUUUCCUCCAUGCCCAUGGACGGUGAACACAUUGAUGCUCUAUUUGCCCCCACCUCCGAGCCAGAGACCAUGGACAUGCGAACGCAACACCUUGGCUGCCAUUCUGGGAACUUUCAUGAGGGCCCUGAGCACUACGCUCAGCAGCGCUGCAGGGCCUCUGAAGAGCCUAUUGGUUUGGCACCCAGUUUGGGCACCUCACACACGGCUGCUGGGGACAAUGGCGACCUUUUCCCCAGAAAAUCUGACCUAACACCCAUCUCCUUGGGCGCACUUGUGGACAUGGGGCAAUGUCCAUCGGAACCAUCAGCACAAAUAGAGAAUGACGAGGCGCUCUUGAGGGACUACUCUGUGUAUGGGCUGCUUGGAUCGCCCACGGAAGGGGGCAGGUCAAUUCCACUGUCAUCUACAGAUGUCAUAGAGAUGCAGCACCCCAUAAUCGCAGGCGGGCAUGGGGCACCAUACUUGCCUGCUGUGCCGAUGCAGCCAAAGUACUACCACCAGCUCUUGUCUCCGGGGAUGACCUUUACAUCAGGAAGUCAAGGAAUGGCUAUGAAGCGAUCACGGCAGGAUGUCAAUGGGCUGUUUGUGGAUGAGCCAGAUGGCAAACGCGGAAGGCUAGAGGAUCAAGGCAUUGAACCGUCUCCAAAUAAGGAGUACAGACCGAUCGGAAUGGUGAAGUCGGCCAAGUUCAACGGGGUGUUCAGGCAAAAACCUUUGAGGAGAUGGGAUGCGGUGCUUGUGUUUGAUGGCGCAGAACACCACCUUGGGACAUAUGACACAGAGGAGGAGUCUGCACGUGCCUACGAUCGUGCCCUGAUUUUCAGAUGGGGCAGGGAAGAGGCUGUCUUGAAAGGGCUGAACUUUCCCCUGACAGACUAUCCAAUUUGUGACAAACUGUUAGCAAGGGACCUUCUCACUGCGAUUCGGGAAAUGAAAGGGGAGCCAGAAACUGUGGUAGAUACCAAAAUAGACAGUUGCCCUACAAAGAGGUCCUCACCAUACCGAGGCGUGAGUGGCCACAAGCAGACAGGCAAAUGGAUAUCACAAGUCAAGCACAACAGGCGGCAGGUUUAUUUGGGCUUCUAUUCUGACCAAGAGAUGGCCGCACAUGCCUACGACCAAGCAGCAAUCAAGGUCUAUGGCAGGGAGACCCAACUGAACUUUCCCUUGUCUACUUAUGCCCACAUCUUGGACCACAUCGAAAGUGCACCUCUGGAUCAACUUGUGGAGGAAUUGCGGACGCAAGCCCUUGGAAAGACACGGGCUCCCAAGAGCGUGAAUCCGUCACAGUUUCGUGGCGUUGUUCAGGACAAGAGUGGCCGUUGGCGUGCUCAGAUAUCUGUUCUCGGUCACGGGACGUUGUACCUGGGUGUGUACGAUGAAGAGACGAUAGCCGCCAGGGCUUUCGACCAAGCGGCCAUAUGUGCAAAGGGCAAGGACAAGGCGAGGACCAACUUCCCCACCGAGUGCUACGCUGACCAGCUUCCCCACCUGGAGUCCACGACGAUCGACCAGCUGGCCAAGGAGCUGCGUGCCCACGCGGCCGUCAUGAAGAAGCAGUCCUCGUCGAAGGACGGGAUCGGCUCCAGGCGCCGCGCAUCGUCCUCCAAGCAGGGGUCCAAACAUGCCUCCCUCGGUCCCACCCCCCAGGACUCCCGCCCCCUCCUGGGGCCCCGGGACUGCAACCCCGACCUGAUUACCACCUCCCAUGACGCGAUGACGAAUCGAGGCUGUGACGACGACAUAAAUGACGCAAACAUCGGGCCUGCUGACGUGGGCAACCACCAGGGGCGAGCCGAGGAGGUCGGGCUAGGCCCCAGGGACCUGGGGAUGGGGGCGGGCGGCCUGGUGGCGGGGGUGGGGGAUGGGGAGUUCGAGGGAUGUCCGAGAUCGGGCGGGGAGUUGAGUUUCAUGGCGCCACCGAGUUUGUACGCCAAUUUGCCGUGCAACAUCGCAGGCGUGGCGCCGCCCGUGGGGCCCAUGUACGGCGUGCCUUCGGGCCCGGGUGGCGAGCACAUGGGCUCACAGGGCAGGGGGCCGUUUGGGUUCGGCAUGGGGGACGCGGUGGCGCCGCAGAGCAAUGGCGAGGCCUGA
Molecule: messenger RNA, 2493 nt
Organism: Ostreobium quekettii
Lineage: Eukaryota; Viridiplantae; Chlorophyta; Ulvophyceae; Bryopsidales; Ostreobiaceae
Source: the annotation of a GenBank genome assembly